Molecule: messenger RNA, 6025 nt
Organism: Macrobrachium nipponense
Lineage: Eukaryota; Metazoa; Arthropoda; Malacostraca; Decapoda; Palaemonidae
Gene: l(2)gd1
Product: coiled-coil and C2 domain-containing protein 1-like
Exons: 16
Coding region: 202-2769 (855 amino acids)
Biological process (GO): regulation of transcription by RNA polymerase II
Cellular component (GO): nucleus
Molecular function (GO): DNA-binding transcription repressor activity, RNA polymerase II-specific; RNA polymerase II cis-regulatory region sequence-specific DNA binding
Source: RefSeq, a predicted model, not a curated record
UACGUGCUCUCGAGCACUCAGGUGCAUUCAUGCAUCGCUUGAAAAUCCCAAACUCACCGAGGAAGCAGCAGUUUUCCACCAUGAGCACAAAAUCACGGAACAACAACAGCAUAAGAUCCCACUAAACGUCAGUCAUUUAGGCAACUGCGCUUCGAGCGCGUCUGUUGUUCGAAAUAGCGAAAACAGCUGAUAUUCGGCUUGAUGGAAGUUCCUGAUAUUGAUGGAUUAAAUCUAGCAGGCGAAGGUGACGAUGACGAUGAUGGUGAUUUGGAGGCUGAAUUACUGGCUCUUACAGGUGGUGGAGGUGUCCAGAAGCCACGUCAACGAGGUAAACCUGCAGUGUCUGCAGGGAAUUUGGAUAGGAUGGUUAAUGAAUGCAUGAGAGAUGACUAUGAUGAUGAAAUGGUAGAUGAAGAUGACCCAGAGCUCCUGGCAGAGUUAUCUGCUCUUGGUCCUGGAGAUGAUGAUGAUGAUUCUCCUCCACCUGCGCCUGUUAGAGCAGCUCCAGCACCUCCAACUAGACCAUCCCCAGAUCCACCUGCAAAUGAUUAUCGUAAUCCAGAACCCACUGUACCAAGACAGAAACCAAUGGCUGGAGGAAGCAAUCUGGUGGCACUAUUAGCAGAGAGAAUAUCGAUGUAUGAAGAGGCUGAGGCAAAUGCCAAAGCUUCUGGAGAAACAUCUAGGGCCCGCAGGUUUAAUCGAGGUCUCAAAACAUUACGUCAAAUGGAAAAAGCUGCCAAAGCGGGAAGGCCUGUAAAUGAAGAUGAAAUUCCUCCAGCUGUUGUUGUUAAAUUAUCUGGAAAAGGCUCAGAUACAUCAUCUGCAGGUGUGCCCUCUUCUGAAGACACUCUGCCCCCACCACCGUUACCUCCCCACAUCAGAGACCCCUCCGCUACUCCCAGUUCAAUAUUGCAUGAUGCAGCUUUUCAAGACCAGGAUGGGCCACCUGUGAAUGUCACGCCUAGAUUACCUCCACAGCCACAGAAUUCAACAGAGAGCAAUAAGCCACCCCUUCAGAGAACCACAUCAACAUCAAGUGGUCCCCUGAGACGAACAGUUUCAUUGUCAGGCACCGCAGGUGUUAUACAGGCCCGUCAAAAUGAAUAUAAAUUGGCAGCAUUGGCAGCAAAAAAACGUGGUGACAAAGAAUCUGCUGUUUACUUCAUGAGGGUCAUGAAACGUUUUGAUCCACUAAUAGCUGCAGCUGAGAGUGGUCAGGUUAUAGAUUUAGCAAUGUUACCUGGACCUCCAGGUAAUACUGCUCCACCAGCAAGCACUGCAACUGCAACCACUCCUCCAACACAAGAUAAACAGACUGAAUCACCCAACAGCAUUCCUGAAGGGCCAAGUAAUACAGCUCCAGAUGUUCCUAAUGCCUCUGGGCCUGCAUCUCCGUCAUCUGUGAUGGAAGCUCUUGAGCAGCGGUUGGCUAAAUACACCGAACAAAGAGACAAAGCAAGGAGUGAAGAGAAUGCUCGAAAGGAACGCAUGAACCAGCGCAUCAUGAAACAAUAUCAGGAUGCUAUUAAACUCCAUAAAGCUGGAAAGCCUGUGGACUUUGAUGAACUUCCCACCCCUCCUGGGUUUCCUCCCUUACCUGUUGCUGGUGGAGGUGGUCCAGCUCCUGCACCAGCUCCUUCAGCACCAGGAGCCCCAGCUGCUGAUACUGAAGGUGCAUCCCCUCCAAAACAGGCUCGUGCAGCUGCUCCACAGCCUCCUGGUGCAAAGAAAGCUCCUGCUGCACCCAAUGUUCGUAAUGCACCCCAGUCGAGAGUGGAGAAGCAACUUGCUUUCUUAGUCAAGAGACAGGGACAAUUUAAACAAGCAGCAUUAGAAGCUAAGAAGCGAGGGGAAAUAGAACAAGCCAAAGAAUAUUUGCGGAUGAGUAAAGGAUUUGACCAGCUCAUUGAGGCCACCAAAGGUGGAUUACCUGUUGAUAUGAAUACAGUACCUGUACCACCCCAAGAACAAGUCAGUCCUACAAAUAUUGACUUUGAAGUUGUUAAUGCAGAAGACUGUGUCGUUGCUCCUCCACAUGUCAGUGGGGACGUAACUAUCAUCUACACCAAGCUUGAAGAGGACUUGAUUGCUCAAAUUAAGAUGUGUGCUCAGACCAGAGAACACUUUAAAGCUACAGGAGAUGUUGCAAGUUCUAAUCGAUUUGAGCAGCUGAUUGUUCACACAAAGAAAGAUCUUGAUGCAGUUCGGGCAGCCUUCAAACGUGGAGACAAUCCUCCACGUUUCCACUAUGAAAACAGAUCAUUCAACAUUAUUCAGUGUAACACAGAUUUGAAUGAUUCUGAUUGUGAAGUCACUGUUGUUAGAGGAGUUAAUUUCAACGUGGACAACCCAAAGGAUGUUGAUACCUAUGUGAAAAUAGAAUUUCCUUAUCCAUCAGAAAAUCCACCACAAGACAGAUCGUAUGUAGUCAAGGACACCAACAAUCCAGAGUACAAUCACAAAAUUGUCUUCAGUAUAGAUCGCAAGUCCAGGGCUCUAGCUCGUGUCUUUAAGAGGCAUGGUGUGAAAGUUCAGGUUAUAGCAAAGGGUGGUUGGUUUCAUCGAGACACCUUAAUAGGAUCUGUGAAGGUUCCUCUGGUGUCGUUGGAAACAAAGUGUACUCUUCAUGACUCCUUUGAUUUGACUGAUGAGCGCAAGAAGAUGGUUGGGGGUAAGUUAGAAGUCAAAAUACGUGUACGGAAUCCUAUUGUAGCAAAACAAUUAGAGAAGGUGACAGAAAAAUGGUUAGUAAUUGAUGGCUUUUGAAACUUGACCAUCAUAUAUUCGGUAGGUUAUUUGCAUUGUUUUUGAUGCAAAGCUUAUUAAGAAUAUAAUUGUGUAGAUCACAGUUUCUAUUUUGUCCCACCAUAGAGGUUUAGUUUAAGGGUAUAUUUUAUGCAUUUCUCAAGACAUGUAUCAGGAGAAACUUAAUGCUUUUAUGUACAGUGCAUUUUUAUAAUGAUUGAUUUUUACAAAGAGUUAUAAAACCUUAUCUAUCAAAUGUGGGUAUGAAUAAUUUUUAUUCUGUAAUAGUUGCUGCUAUUCAUCAGGGGUCAUUGAUCCUUGAAGAGCUUUAAUAGUCACUUUUGUCCACUGUAUCGUUUUUGAUACUCGAUUAUGACAGAAGUAAAGAUAGAUGUCUAUUUAUUGUAUUAAUUUUUGUUUUUUUCAUAUUUCAACUUUUUAUGAUGCUUUAUUUGAAUUAUGUUAAGCAAACAGUUUGUUGUAAAGCUUCUUUGACUUGAAAAAUGUUUUAGUUGCCUAGAAAGUUCUGCAUACCCAUUGUAUAUAGUUUGAUAGUGGACUGACUAUAUUUGUCCAAUUUGAAAGAUAUACAUAUAGGAACUUUUUUUGCUGAAUGCGCUUCACUUUGACAUAAUUAAUUUUUUAAAAUAAUGUUAGGAUACUUGAUUUUUGUUGAUUCUGAAAAGAUUAUGUUAAUGCUUGCUCAUCUAUUCUGCAGGGCACAUAUAAUAAAUAUCAUCUGUGAUUUAGUUUUAGAUCAAGUUUAUGUACAGCCAUCACCACCUAACCAUAUACAAAAAAACACUAAAAAAGCAGUUGUGACAUACUGUAGUUUCAAUACUGGAAUUAGUAACUGUGUAUAUUAAUUGCCUGGCUGCAUUUUAUAGAAUGUCCUUCAGAUUGCAUACUUGAUAUUCCAUAGUAUGUAUAUAUAAUUUCAUUAUACUGGGAAUAGAUCUUUUGAGUCAUCAAAUUAAAAUUUUAAUUGAAGAGUUGUUUGCCUCAGUCAUCUGUUCAUUAGUGUUAAGGAAUUCUUACAGGAGGUCUGGUUAUAUGUAGUGAAUCCAUUUUCUUCAUGAACAGUGUAGGUUGGUGCGGUUAGGAGCUAUUGUAUUGAAGUAAGGUGUUUCAUUAAUUUGUAUGAAAAAUGUUUUUUUUUUUUUUUGUUGCAAAAAAUGUUGCUUUUGUUUUCAUGCUAAGUUUUUUUGUUCAGAAGAAUUCACCAUGAUUAAGUGCUAUUGUUCCUAUAUUAAGAAAAGGGUUUGAAUCAGUUUCAGCUUCAUUGUGUAGAAUUGAAUAGUUUAUCAUUUUCUAGUGAGUGGUGAUAACUGACUUAGAUCAUCAUGGAAAGUAAUGUAGUGAUUUCUUUUAUAAUAUUAGGUGAUAUUCUCUAUCAAUCAUCCAAUUAAUCUGUAUUUUUAAUUAUUGCAAAAGGAAUGUAAACUAGUAUUUUUUAUAUUUUGAUCUUAUGAAAGCCAUCAAAUUUUCUUUGGAUUUUAUGAGCCAGGAAUGGAAGGGUAUGGUUGUUUUGGAGUGAAAUUCCUUUUUAAAGCAUACUAUGAAUUAAAAUCUUUGAUUUUUCCUUUCUCUUUUCAUUUACUUUAAUGUUUAUCACUUUGCAGUAGUACUUAUAACUCGUCAAAAUGUGCCACUUGCUUUAAUUAAAAUGGUAUACGGUAAAGCAGUGAUUGAUAUUCAAAACUAAUAAUAGGGGGAAUAUGUUCCUUGUACCUUGAAAUCCAAUUACUACUUUGUUCAUUUUUUUAAUGGAAUUUACUUAGUUUGAAUUUAAUGGUAAUAUUCAUAUUUGAUCUAUUAUGCAAGAGUACCUAUUUUGAGAUGUUCACAAAAGGGUGUGAAACUGUAUGUUUUCAAAGGCAAUGUGUGCAGUUAUUUCGAGUUCAGUGUCUUUUUGUAAAAGAAAAUUUAUGUAUGUUAUGUUACUAUACAUAAUUAUGCAGCUCUUAUGUAUUAAAAAGUAAAAUUGAUCUGGGCUACAAAUUCAAAGUACAGUAUUAUUCUUGUUUUAAAUUUUUGAUACAAGUACUUCUAGUGCUGGUGAAAUUGGACUCUAGCGUGUUUAAUGUAUCCCACUUGGAACUGAAAAGGGACUAUGUGUAGGUAUUAUUCAAUCCCCUUCAUCUUAUGCAAAGUAAUCUCAAGAUUACAAAUGUACCCAAACUCUGUAGUUAUGGAGGCAAGUAUUUUUUUUUUUAUCUCAGCAAUCCUUUGUACUCUCAUAAAUAAUGAUUGAUCACUAAUAAAUUGCUGAUUAGAAGGCCAUUUUGAAGUGGUAACUUUAAUGUGUUCAGCUUGCUUCGUCUUUCUUAAAACAUUGUCAAAAUACCUUUCUUCAGGGUACUGUCUGUUAUAAUUCAGCUUUGCAUGCUUCAGUUUACAUGUAAAGUUCCUGUUGAACAUCAUUACUGAAGAACUCUUGUGUUUUUCAGGGACUGAAAGGUGCGCUCUCUCUCUCUCUCUCUCUCUCUCUCUCUCUCUCUCUCUCUCUCUCUCUCUCUCUCUCUCUCUCUCUCUCUCUCUCUCUCUCUCAUAUGUUUCUUGUUACUGGUAUGAUUUUGUUAAAAAAGGGAAGAGUGCAAUAAGAUUAUCAUCUGAGUUCCUCAGUUACAAAUAUUGUAUGCACUAACCGUAAACUGUACGCAUAAGAGAAGUACCUAUGAUUGUGAUGAACCUCCGAUUGUAUUUUUCAGUGAGGAAAUUUUUGUGUUUUCUUUUACACAGUUUAUGCUAAUAGUAAGUUAAGUUUUUCAGUGACGAAGAUUUUUUUCCUGUAAACACAGUUUAUGCUAUUUGUUAGUUUGAUUUUGUAGCAUAGCAUGACAAGUGGACGACUGGAUAUGGUAAACAGCAUUAUUAUUAUUAAUUAUAAAGGAUUACAUUGUUUAUCCAGAUCUCUGAGCCUAGUAAAGGCUCUUCUUGGGCACAGCAGAGGUAUUUCAAAUCUAUUUAAGGGGUUGUAGUGGUCACAAUUAGAUUGUUCAAAGAUGUACAUGUUUAGUUAUUUGCUGCCAUAUUAUCUCAUAAUAUUUUUGUAGCUUACUCAAGGUUGCCUGCAUCAGUGGCGAGUUGAAUUUUCAUGUCUUGCCAGAAGUGCCUGUGUAUGUAGAAUUUAUACUGUUUCAUUGAUAUAUUUUACUGUAAUUAUUAUUACUAUAAGAUCUUGUGUUUCCAGCUUAUUGACCAGUGUUCAAUGUUGAUAUUUAGCUAAGCUUAUUUACACUGUAAUGAAAAAUAAAAUUAUUUAACAGAUCAUAGA